GGUCACGGGAUAGAGGGAUCAGAGAUGAGUGCAGUCAGGAGGGGUGUAAGUAUAAAAGAGUUGGCCAGGGGGUGGCACAGGGGGCACCACAGUAGAGUUUGUGAGGCGUUAAAGGAAAGAGAACGGAUGAUAUGAGGAUGUGGAAGAGCGUGUGUUUAGUGAUUGUGUGCAUUGUGCUGGCAAACGCUCAGUUUCCACGUCAAUGCAUGACACCUGAAGGUCUCCAGAACGGCACUUGCUGCCCGUCACCUACUGGACUGCCCAACGAUGAGUGCGGAUCCAGUACUGGGAGGGGUCAGUGUGUAUCAAUCACAGCUGACCGCCGUCCACACGGGCCUCAGUAUCCUCACGAUGGACGGGACGAUCGAGAACGAUGGCCUCUACGGUUCUUUAACAGAACCUGCCAGUGUAACGGAAACUUCAGUGGAUUUAACUGUGGCCGAUGCCGACAUGGUCUGACAGGACCAAACUGUGAUCAAAGAAUCACAGUGGUGCGACGUAACGUAAUGCAGAUGUCUGCAGACGAGAAAAGAGCUUUUGUGAAUGCUCUGGACCAGGCCAAAAGAACCGUCCACCCCGACAUAGUCAUCUGUCCCCGACGUCAUCAGGAGAUUUUCGGCCCGAAUGGAACGAGUGUUCAGUUUGAGAACAUCACCAUCUAUAAUUACUUUGUUUGGACCCACUACUAUUCAGUCAGCAAAACGUACAUGGGUCCAGGUCAGCAGAGCUUUGGCGGUGUGGAUUUCUCUCACGAAGGACCAGGAUUUGUCACUUGGCACAGAUACCACCUGUUGCAACUGGAGAGAGACAUGCAGGACAUGCUGGGCGACCCGACGUUUGCCCUCCCGUACUGGAACUUUGCUAUAGGAGGCAACGAGUGUGAUAUCUGUACUGAUGACCUGCUGGGAGCCAGAAGCAGCUUUGACACGAACGGCAUCAGUUCCAACUCUGUGUUCUCUCAGUGGAGAGUCAUCUGCGAGAGUGUGGAGGAGUAUGAAACGCUUGGGACCAUCUGCAACAGUACAGAGACAAGUCCGAUCAGAAGAAAUCCUGCUGGUAAUGUGGCUCGACCCAUGGUUCAGAGAUUACCGGAACCACAGGAUGUCAUUGACUGCCUAGAACUGAACACGUUCGACACGCCACCAUAUUACUCGACUUCAUCUCAGAGUUUCAGAAAUACUGUUGAGGGCUACAGCGCUCCCCAGGGUAACUAUGACCCAGUGGUGAGGAGUCUGCACAACCUGGCUCAUUUGUUUCUCAACGGCACAGGUGGACAGACUCACCUAUCACCGAACGACCCCAUCUUCGUCCUGCUUCAUACUUUCACCGAUGCCAUCUUUGAUGAAUGGCUUCAGAGACACACAGCUGCAGGAACAGUGGUCUAUCCUGAGGAAAAUGCUCCUAUCGGUCACAAUAGAGAAUACAACAUGGUUCCUUUCUGGCCGCCAGUCAGAAACGCUGAAAUGUUUGUCGCCGCCCCGGACAACCUGGGCUACGCGUAUGAGGUUCAGUGGCCGACUCGGUCCUACACCAUCUCAGAAAUCAUCACCAUAGCGAUCGUUGCCGUGGUGCUCGUCGUGGCUGUGGUGGGCGGAGUCUUCGGGUGCGCUGUCCGGGCACGCUCAUACCGCUCAGCCGAGGGCCUGGAGCCGCUGCUAGGGGAUCAGUACCGCCGAUAUUCUGAAGAUGAGCAACGUGCUGUAAAAUCUCAGUCUGUGGUGUAGCUGAGAAUCUUAAGAAACACAUUUUAUCAUUGCACUGUUCAUUUACACUGUACUCUGAGAGAUGAAUUAUGAAUUAUUAGCAUUCGAAAGCAGCAUAAAGAUUUUUGAACACAAGGGGCCUCAUUUUUGACUUUUUAUCGUGGUUUUUUAUGUCUAGUGAGACACUGAAAACCCAGUCAUGUGUGUGGCCUUAAAACACAUUUAAUGUUCAAAGUGCCUCGAGUUUUAUGCACUGCUUAUGAAUGUCCUAUGAAUACAUUAAUAUGACUUGUGGCUAAAGUGCGCUGUGACCUCUUUUGUAUUAUUCUGAAAUAAAGUUAAAAAGUCAUGACUUCCA
Messenger RNA from Paramisgurnus dabryanus, 2061 nucleotides. The record is from RefSeq and is a predicted model, not a curated record. NCBI's taxonomy places the organism in Eukaryota, Metazoa, Chordata, Actinopteri, Cypriniformes, Cobitidae.